Lithohypha guttulata is the source of this 384-nucleotide messenger RNA. RefSeq lists its product as uncharacterized. The transcript is spliced from 2 exons. The coding region runs from base 1 to 384 and encodes 127 amino acids. The record is from RefSeq and is a predicted model, not a curated record. Lineage: Eukaryota; Fungi; Ascomycota; Eurotiomycetes; Chaetothyriales; Trichomeriaceae.
AUGUUGAACGAUGUUAAGGACUUUUCCCUCCAUCGGUUAUGUCCAGAACGCUCGGUGGUCGAGCAGAUAUUGGAGGUGCAAGACUUUGAAGAAGCCAAACUCAAGUCGUUCGGUUGGAUGGCAAGGCUGAUAUGUUUGACUACACACAAAACACCGACAUCAGCCACGGCAGGAAUCUCUAGGAAGUACAUGUCCAAAUGCUUCGUCCUACAUGAGGUAGAAGCGGAUUUGUUCGACGAGCAGCAGUUCCAAUACGUUACUAUCUCCUAUCCCUGGCAUCCUGCACCAUACGAAUCUGGCAAGUAUGGAAGCUUCAGGAUUAAGAAGCUUAAUGGGACACAAUCCUACGUCGCGCUGUUCAUUAUGUGCGAUAUCAUCACCUGA